Molecule: messenger RNA, 153 nt
Organism: Amoebophrya sp. A25
Lineage: Eukaryota; Dinophyceae; Syndiniales; Amoebophryaceae
Source: the annotation of a GenBank genome assembly
CGUACCCCGAAUCCUACCCAGGAAUAUAACCCCCUACACCCCGACUUCUGCUAUCCCUUCCUAUCCCCGAAGAAGAUGGGGAGGAGAAGUAAAAAGAACAAGAGACCGCUAAUGCUGCAGCAUGCAGCUGAUCGCAAUAAUGCAGCCAACGAC